Striga asiatica is the source of this 1722-nucleotide messenger RNA. The record is from the annotation of a GenBank genome assembly. Lineage: Eukaryota; Viridiplantae; Streptophyta; Magnoliopsida; Lamiales; Orobanchaceae.
CUUAAACUGAGUUUAUUUGGUACUAAUUUCUUAAUUAACAACUAUUACAUGGUAUUGGAUAUCUGUUGGGGUUUCGCCCAAUUGCAAUGAGCCAAUUACAGACGCCUUGAUUGUUGUAUACGAUGGUGGGCGGUUUGUACGGCGACCUACCCCCUCCGUCCUCCGCCGCGGAAGACGGCGGCGCUACCACAUCCACCACUAAUGUCUGGUCCAGCAGCGUUAAGAUGGUCCCUCCCACCCUCCGCAAACCCCUCCCCCCUCAGACCAUUCUCCGGCCCCAACACCCCAAGCACAAACAAUCUCAGCCUAAGCUCACCACUACCUCUCACCCAAACGCCGACGAGAACACAAACCCUAACCCCAGCUCGGCAUCCUUUCAACCCGCUCUUGUCGGGGUGACCAGCUCCGUCGUCGACGAGUACGAUCCAGCCCGGCCAAACGACUACGAGGAUUACCGCCGGGAGCGGAAGCGGAUGCAAGCGGAGGCCGAGGUGAGGCGGGAGCUGGAGGAGAGAGAGAGGAGGGAGAGGGAGAGAGAGGAGAGAGAGAAGCGUGAGAGAGAUCGCGAUAGGGAUCGGGAAUUGAAUAUCUCCGGUGAAGAGGCGUGGCGGAGGAGGGCGGCUAUGAGCGGCGGCGGAGGAGGUGGCGCGCCGAGGUCACCGUCGCCACCCCCGCCUGGAAAUGGUGUAGGAGAUGGGUUCAGCAUCGGCAAAUCGGAGAGCAGGGGAUUGGGAGGGGGAGCUGAAGGGAAGAUGACGGCAGCACAGAAGAUGAUGGCUAAGAUGGGUUGGAAGCAAGGACAAGGUUUGGGGAAGCAGGAGCAGGGAAUCACGUCACCUCUUGUGGCCAAGAAGACGGAUAAGAGAGGUGGGGUUAUUGUGAAUACCAGCGAGUCGAGCAAGAAGGUCAAGAGUGUUAGUUUCAAUGGAAUUCCCACCCGAGUUGUGCUUCUAAGAAACAUGGUCGGCCCGGGUGAGGUAGAUGAUGAUCUGGAAGGUGAGGUGGCAGAGGAGUGUGCUAAAUUUGGUACAGUGACCCGUGUCUUAAUAUUUGAGAUUACAGAACCAAACUUCCCGCACGAAGAAGCUGUAAGAAUAUUCAUUCAGUUCGAGAGAGCAGAACAAGCAACUAAAGCUUUGAUAGAACUCGAAGGCCGUUUUUUUGGAGGAAGGAUUGUACGUGCUUGUUUCUAUGACGAGGAGAGGUUCGGCAAAAACGAGAUGGCUCCUCUCCCUGGGGAAAUCCCUGGCUUCUUUUGAACACUUCUUUUAUCAGGUAACUUUGAAGAUUUUAAGUUAUCGUCUUUAAUCUCCUUGCAGUAGUCUGAAGUUGUGAGUAGUGUUAUUAUUUUUAGCUCCGAGUGUUAUUUGGUGAAAUUCAGAUUGGAGAAUUAAAAGGUAUACCCUGGAACAUAACUAUGUUGAUCUAAUCAGAUUUGAGAACUAAAAGUUGAAGUUGAUGUAACCCGGAACAAACGAUGUUGAUCUAAUGUGGUUUCGGUUGUGUUCUGUGAAUUCAUAGGAUAUUUUGGGAACUUUUGAUUGCUUCAAUAAGAAAUUCCGUGCACCCAAUGUUUGGUAAGGUGCAGGUAGGCCUGAAAACGAGCCAAGCCGAGCUCGUUAAAUAAAUGAGUCGGAAAUCGAGUUUACGCUCGACUUGUUAAUAGUCGAAUUCGAGCGUUAACGAGCCGAACUAUAUAAAAUUAUAUAAAAAUUAUCUUUU